AUGACCGGCAGGCGAGGGAGGAGGAAUUUGGAUUCCCUUCGGAGGCGCCGACCCCUCCUCCGCCCGUUGCGAGCAAGGCGAGGGGAGCCCGGCUCCGGCCGCUCACUCACCCCGCGGGCAGCCGGGGCUGGAUCACUUUCUGCCGGGGAACAGCUCCGUGUCCCCCCGCGUCUGGCUACGACCCCACCGGCACCCGCCCCGCCCCGGCAAGCCGGGGAUGCAGCAUCUCCCGUACCGGGACGGAUCCCUGCUGCAAUGGUUGCAGCAACCCAUUCCAACUGCAUCAUUAAGAAGGAGCAAGAGACUUGUCUGGAGAAAAUACGGAGGGCAGCAGCCCUGAACCCUCUCAAUGACUCUUCUCCAGGUUGCCCAGGAAUGUGGGACAACAUUACAUGCUGGAAACCUGCAAGUGUGGGUGAAAUUGUCUUUGUCAAGUGUCCUGCACUGUUCAGAUUUAUCAUCUCUGAAGAUGGUUGGGAAGUUGACAACUUGGGGCAAACCCAUGCAGGUGAUUAUGACCUGCUGGAAAGCACAGCCCAGUCUCCUGUAGGGGACAUCAGCAGAAAUUGCACUGAAGACGGCUGGUCUGAACCUUUUCCUCAUUAUUACGAUGCCUGUGGCUUCGAUGAAAAUGAAACAGAGUCAGAUAACCAGGAUUACUACUAUCUUUCUGUGAAGGCUCUGUACACAGUGGGCUACAGCACUUCUCUUGUUUCCCUCACUACUGCCAUGGUCAUCCUGUGUCGUUUCAGGAAGCUUCACUGCACACGAAAUUUUAUCCACAUGAACCUCUUUGUAUCCUUCAUCCUCCGUGCAAUAUCUGUAUUCAUUAAAGAUGGGGUUCUUUAUGCUGAACAGGAUGGCAACCACUGUUUUAUCUCAACAGUGGAAUGUAAAGCAGUGAUGGUGUUUUUUCACUACUGUGUCAUGUCCAACUACUUCUGGCUUUUUAUUGAGGGAUUGUACCUUUUCACUUUAUUGGUAGAAACUUUUUUCCCAGAAAGGAGGUAUUUCUACUGGUACACUAUUAUUGGCUGGGGUACCCCAACAAUUUGUGUCACUGUCUGGGCAGUGCUGAGACUUCACUUUGAUGAUACUGGCUGCUGGGACAUGAAUGACAACACUGCCCUGUGGUGGGUCAUCAAGGGUCCUGUGGUUGGAUCCAUCAUGAUAAACUUUGUGCUUUUUAUUGGCAUAAUUGUGAUACUUGUGCAGAAACUCCAGUCACCUGAUAUUGGGGGCAAUGAAUCCAGCAUUUACUUCACCCUCCCUCUUCCUCCCAGAUGCAGCUGCAGUCCAUGCACAGGACACAUGCGCAGCUGCGUUCAGAAAUGCUACUGUAAGCCUAAGAGGGCUAACCAGCACUCUUGCAAGAUGUCAGAACUAUCAACCAUUACCCUGAGGCUGGCUCGCUCUACACUGCUGCUUAUCCCCUUGUUUGGAAUUCACUACACGGUGUUUGCUUUUUCUCCUGAAAAUGUCAGUAAGAGGGAGAGACUAGUGUUUGAAUUGGGACUGGGCUCCUUCCAGGGAUUUGUUGUUGCUGUUCUCUAUUGUUUCUUGAAUGGGGAGUUUCUCCCUAAAGGUGCAAUCAGAAAUAAAGAGAAAAUGGAGGAGCUGGAAAGUCAACCGGUAUUUUGCUGUGGAUUUCAAGCAUCGUCAUCCUUCUCUAGCGAGCAGCGGAGUGAACGGGGGGACACAACUCUCCAUUCUGAGCAAGAGCAGCUCUCAGAUUCGGAUGUCCAGCAUAAAUGCGGAGAACUUAGCAACAUGAGCAGCUAA
Indicator indicator is the source of this 1782-nucleotide messenger RNA. RefSeq names its product pituitary adenylate cyclase-activating polypeptide type I receptor-like. The coding region runs from base 1 to 1782 and encodes 593 amino acids. Gene Ontology annotation, cellular component: plasma membrane; neuron projection. The record is from RefSeq and is a predicted model, not a curated record. Gene Ontology annotation, biological process: adenylate cyclase-modulating G protein-coupled receptor signaling pathway; cell surface receptor signaling pathway. The transcript is spliced from 17 exons. NCBI's taxonomy places the organism in Eukaryota, Metazoa, Chordata, Aves, Piciformes, Indicatoridae. Gene Ontology annotation, molecular function: peptide hormone binding; vasoactive intestinal polypeptide receptor activity; G protein-coupled peptide receptor activity.